GAGUAACCCAACACAGUCAGUUUUCGCUAAGAGAGCUCUCGUUGAGAGAGCGGAUAUCGCUUACCAUUUGUUUGCGGACAUAUAUCGCCUAGUAUUUUCGUUAUUUUUCUCUUACCAUCAGAUCUAAUGAUCUGAAUCAAACAAUAUAGUGUUGCAGUGAUGGACUGCGACGGUAAUUCAACGAAACGAAAAUUGAACAAUUUUACACUGAAGCAGAAGAUUGACAUACUGAAUAACAUCAAAUGUGGGAACAAAUCGAGGUACGCCAUUUGCCAAGAAUAUAAUAUUGGCGAAAGUACUUUGAGAAAAUGGAUACACGAUGAAGACAAGUUGAGGGAAUUUUGGAGCAAGAAUAACACGUGCUCAAGCCAUAAGAAAAUACGCACCGAAGAUAACCCGCAUUUGGGAGAGGCAUUAUUCAUUUGGUACAAUGAAAAUAGGAUAUCAGGAAUUCCUGUUACUGGUCCUGUUUUGAAAGCAAAAGCCCGGAUUCUAAACAAACUAUUGGAUGGUAAAAAGAACUUUUCGGCGAGCAACGGAUGGUUCAGUAAGUGGAAGAAAAGAUACAACAUUCGAGAACUGUCGAUAAGUGGAGAAAAGAAACCGUCAGACGCGAACGCAGUUGAACAAUGUAUAAUCGAACUAUCGAAGUUAAUAAACAGAAAUUCGCUAUCAAGAUGCCAGAUAUUCAACUGCGAUGAGACCGUUUUAAAUUAUAAAAUGCUCCCGGAUCAAGAAACCGGGAAAAAAAUCGAGGAACAGCAAGAGUUGAAAAAAAUCAACAAUGAACGUGUGACGGUUAUGGCUUGCAGUAAUUCUGACGGCAGUUUGAAGCUGCCUUUGGUCGUGAUUGGAAGGUGGGAAAAACCAAGAUCUCUCAAAAAUAUCCAGUCGAGUAAUAUUCCGGUAUUUUAUGCGAGCCAGCAAAAGGCCAGGCUGAAUCGUAAGAUUUUCAACGAAUGGUUCGAAAAAGAAUUCGUCACUCGCGUAGCCGGAUUUUUAACGGAAAGAAGCUUACCGCUUAAUGCGAUACUGAUCGUCGAUAACGCGUCGUCCCAUUUAGCCAUCAAAGCAUCCUUCGGCGAUAUAAAGACACAUUUUCUGCCGGUAAGUGCAGCUGCUUCUUCACUCCUGCAGCCGAUGGAACAGGGAAUUUUUCAAACCCUAAGAAUCCACUUCAAGCAUGCGCUGGUUACGUCCGUCGUCAAUGCUUGGGAGGAUGGAAUCGAUGUGAUCCGAUAUUCGAGAUCAGUCAAUUUACGUGAGGUCAUUCACUGGGUCAAUGACGCGUGGGAAGAAAUCAGUCCAAGCAGCAUGAGUAGGUGCUGGGAAAAGCUCCUGCCGGGAAUUCCAGAGGAGAAUCAAAAUGCGCGGAACACUUCCUCUCAGAUGAUAACUUCUUCCGAAAUUCUCUGUGCUCUGCGGCGAGUUGACGAGUACAAAAAUUUGACUGAGAAUCAAGUCAAUGAAUGGAUUGCUUAUGAGAAUAUGGAAGCUAAAUCGUCGACAAUGAUGACCGACGAUGAAAUCAUUCAAAUGGUUUUGAGCCAACGAAACGAGGAUGCAACUAACGAUGACGAAAUUACCUGCGAAGAUGAAAUCGAAGUUACGGCUACUGAUACAGUCAACGCCAUAAAUCGAGUGAUACAUUACUUUAAGAAAUCUAACUGCAUGACUAGCUUAGAAAUUUCCAAUUUAUACAAACUGAAGGGAAGAGCUCUUACAAUAAAAAUGAAAUCGUAG
Messenger RNA from Diprion similis, 1743 nucleotides. RefSeq names its product jerky protein homolog-like. Lineage: Eukaryota; Metazoa; Arthropoda; Insecta; Hymenoptera; Diprionidae. The transcript is spliced from 3 exons. Gene Ontology annotation, molecular function: DNA binding. The record is from RefSeq and is a predicted model, not a curated record. The coding region runs from base 160 to 1743 and encodes 527 amino acids. Gene Ontology annotation, cellular component: nucleus.